Molecule: messenger RNA, 3924 nt
Organism: Chara braunii
Lineage: Eukaryota; Viridiplantae; Streptophyta; Charophyceae; Charales; Characeae
Source: the annotation of a GenBank genome assembly
GGCGGGAGUUGGAGCAUCGUGGGACAGGCUGAGGGCGGACCGCUUCGGUGAACCCAUCGGCGAGCGGGCACGAUGCCGCGAAGUCAGUCUCGAGUGUUUGAGGAUGGGGGGGAGGACAAGAAUCGGAAGGCGCAGAAGAAGUGUUGCGUGUACAAGUACAUCCGUGUGGGACAAAGUCUCGGCGAGAGAUUCCGCGGCAAUCGCAUGUUGAAGUGCAUUUUCUACGGCCACGAGUUCCAGGGCAACCAGUUCGUGGCGGCGCGCCAUUUCCGCCAGGGCAAGGGAUGUCCGGAAGUGAUCGACGAGGCACUUGUCGACAUCCACUACAACAGUGAGUACAAGAUGUCCGACAAGUUCCUAGAGCGGAUCCAGCGAUUUGAGGAGUUUCACGGUGCGGCGCCUGCGACGGAUCCGCGACGGGACGAGGGGGGGGAGGGAGAGAUGAGGGACGCAGAGGAGCAGAUCAACGUGGAAGACGACGUCGAGGAGGUUGCACGGGCGGGUUCGUCAGGGAGGGAGCGAGGGAAGGGAGUUGUCAGCGAGCCGGGGGGGCAGCAGGGCCAGUACUUUGCAUCGGCGCACGUGUCUGUUCGUACACGGGCAGGUGCGGAUACGGCUGAGGCGGGUCUGUCUGCGGGGAAGAGGAAGGAGAGAGAGGAGGGGGCCAAACCGACGGCAGCACAGAAGAGGAUAAGACAGAACACGAUCACGGAGUCGUUCACUUCAAAGUGGCAGAUGGAGUUCAAGAAGAAGUGGCUGCGUUGUUUGGAUUUUCCGGGACCAAUGAAGGUGUUGUGGCCUUCAAAGAAUGAGAUCGCGGACAUAGAGACCAUUGUCCACACGGCGGACGAUGUGGGAGCUGCUCUCACGGAGGUGUUCGAUAACUUCUCCCCUAAGUGGGUGAACGCCAUCUGCACCGACUCCGCCUCGGCGUACGUCGCCGUGGCGAACAUGCUCCAGGGGCCCCAGCGGAGGCCAGAGCAUCGACGGAUCACGUGGCUCUCAUGCGCAGUGCAUGUCUGCAACAAGAUGUUGUCAGACAUUGGCUGUUCGGGCCCGUGGUCCAAGGACAUCAUCGUGAGGGGGAGAGCGGUGGUGCGCUUCAUUAAGGAGCACGGCGCCGCUCUCCAUAUCUUCCGGGGGGAGAGCGGUCAGAUGGGCCUCAUCUAUCCUUGCGAGAUACGUUUCGCAUCCGUGUUCGCAAUGGUGGAGCGUUUGUUGGCAGUGAGGUCAGCUUUGGAGAGGACGAUGGAUGGCGAUGCUUGGGGUAUGGUCCCUUGGGACCAUUUCGUUCGUCAUUUGGCUAGGUGGGUCAGGUGGCACGUGCGACAUGGCAGUUGGGAUUCCAUGGGCAUCGUGUUCCGUAUCAUGGUGCGUGUGUACGACCUGCUGCGCAGGUUGGACCUCGGAGGGCUGCAUAUGUCGCCGGUGGUUGAGUGGACACAGGAUCUGGCCCGCCAGGUAGCAGAGGAGGUUCGUGCACUUCCGGCAGAUCUUGCACACUACAUUGUGCAAAGGGUGCACGCUCGAUGCGCUCACAUGCUGGAGCCGGCGCACGCCGCUGCUCACCUUCUCUGUCCCAGCCGGCGGGACUUGCGGUACUUCGAGGGCGUGGUCAGUGACUACGACUGCGCCCCGCAGUUGCAGGCUAUCGCUCUUCAUGUGAUGUACAUGUGGACGUGCUCCUCUCCUGCGGAGAGGAAUUGGGCCGUCCACGAGGGUGUACAUACGAAGAAGCGUAACCGGCUUGAGUUCGCGAAGGUCGCGAAGUUGGUUGAGAUCUCAGCCAACGUGCGCCUUCUCUCUCAUCAGCGGGCAGACCGCGGGUUCGCGCUGCUGUGGACUCUAGAUGAGUCGUUGUUGGACGUGGAGGGAGGUAUCGGGAUUCGCCCCUCGUGGAAGGGGACUGACGAGAGCAAGACGCGGGAGGAGGUCGAGGAUCAGAGACGCUCAUGGCGGCGAGACCCUUGUGGGUCCAGAGCUCCUCCGGGUGAUUUGGGCGAUGUUUUUGGGACUCAAGCCGCCACAUUGCACCCGUACCCUCGAGACGUUAGUGAUUCCAAGGAUCACGAGGACGAGCCGGCAGGCCCCGCUACCGCCACUUCUGCGGCGGAAGAGUGUAAUGAGUGGAGCAACCCAGAGGACGUUCGUAGACGGAGUGGCGGAGAUGACCUUUUCGUUCGAGUUGAUUUGGAGGAGUCUAGGGGUCGUCAUGGGAGCCCUUUAGAGCGCCCGAGGCCUCCGUCUGCUGAGCGCGAGAGAGAUCCUGGGUCUGCACCUUCGAGGGGGGCAAAGUCGGGGAUUGGCCAUCAUCCUCUGGGUCGCUCUGGCAUGGCAUCAUCCACCGCUCUUCCCACUUCGACGGAGCAGCUUCAUCGACAGCCAGCCGGUGCAGAUCGAUUGCAGAGAUUGGUGAGGGACCCGAGACAGCGAUUGGAGGACAGAUUAGAGGGCGGUCCUAUGUCGGCGCAAGGUGACGUCGGAGACACACAGGGGUUGGUUGGUGGAGAUGGUGGUGCGUUGGCCGGAGGUGGAGGCGGUGCCGAGGUUGAUGCGGCGGUUGAGGGGAUACCGAUGGGCGGCGGAGGCGGUUUCAGCGRGKUUGGKGRSAUGGGUAUGCCCCCGGKAGAGAACGUGGGUCUGGCCCGAGGAGAGAGCGAGUCCCGUGGGGACAUCAGUGUGGGUAUGCAGGACUUACUGGGACAGAUCAGCUUUACGGAUCCGAAUAGUUUCUCCCCUGCCAUGUGCGCAGAGGUGAUGUUGGGGGCAGAGGGAGAUGAGGACCGAACACCCCCUAGAGAGACAUCUGCAAAGAGGCUGGACAGGCUUGAUAGUCGUCGAGCUUGCCUCAUGGCACAGAGGGACCCCAGGACGCAGGAGCUCCCUCGUCUUGCGGCGGAGGACCAACAGAGGCAGCUGGGGACAUUCACGCCGGCGUCCGUUGACGUGGGGCCAGCUGCCCACACGGAUCCUCCGGCAGAGGAGCCACGUUCGGAGCCGGCGCAGCCUCCUGCCGUCCAGCUGAGGCCCGAGGAGACAUUGCACGAGGUCGCGGGCGUGCCUCUACCCGUGGGUUCAGUUAAGGGUGCCAUGCAUAUGUCCCCGGGUCUGGAGGACAUACAGACGGGGCAGUCAGUGGGCGUUAAUGAUAUUCGCCAAUCGGCACAGGCGGAGGGGAUAGCGCCGACCACCGGGGGGGACGGGGCCGUAGAGGGGGCCGUUGGUGUUGGUGGGUCGCGGGUGCCGUCCGCGGCCGAUCCGAUGUCCACGUCUGGCGGGGGAGACCCCGCACAGGUGGACAGGCGUGACGCGAACGGACAGGAGAUGCCACAGACUUUGGUGGUUCACACUGCUGUGGGGCUAGCGGUGCCACAUCAGACACCAUUUUUGGAGGGUUAUAGGCCCCCGGAGGAGGGGAAGCUGCCUCACUUGCAGGACUUGUCUUGGGGGCCAGCCAGCCCCAGCUUACCUUCUGGGUGUUCCAUCGCAGCGCCAUCUGGCGGGGCUGCAGGGGACUUACGUUCUGGAGGUUCCGUCGCAGCGGCAUCUGGCGGGGCCACAGGGGACUUACCUUCUGGAGGUUCGGUCGCAGCGCCAUCUGGAGGCACCGCAGGCCCUUCGUCACCCUUGACCGCAGCUCCGAGGGAGGGCGGCAGUCUCACACCGAGGUCGGUUGCCCGUAGACGGAGAGACACUAUUCAACGUGCGCGGGACUUGUUGGACACCAUGUUGUUCGGUCGCACUAAUCGACUAUGGAGUGAGACGAGACGGGUGACGACGGCGAGUGCUGGUCGUCAAGGGUUUCCACGAGCGCGAGACGCCGAGAUGUUAUAGCUUCAAGGUUUGGCGGUAGAGGGGGCGGCGGCGGUGGCAGUGGUGGCGAGGGCGCCGGUCGACGUGAGGGCGCAGGCGGUGCCACUACGA